GGAGUUGAGUUGGGAGGACCUCUUCUUUAACAAGGCGGCGAUGCUGGCCGCGGCGCAGGAGGAGGAGGAGGCGGAGAAGGAGAAGGCGCGGGAGGUAGAGGAGAAGGCGCGGAAGGCGGCGGAGAACCGGCGGCGACGCCUAGCGCACCAGCAGGUCAAGGCAUCCAUCCUGGAGCACGACCCCAAGACGAAGCGCAAGGUCUACACCCGCUACUCCUUCAACGACUUCUCGGUCUUCGACAUCAACGCCGAGUCGCCUAUCCCUCCAAUGCGAUACACCAAGAGGUGUGUAAAUGGUUUGGAACUCCAAGACACUGCAAACAUACUUACUGUCAAGAUAGUCUCCUCGGAUAAAGGCUUCCCAAUCGAUGUGUAUGGCACUAUCAUCGCUAGAGACAACAUCGACCACAAGUGCAUGUACCUCUUUAACCGCACCAGGGACAAUUGCCAACCUAUCAAGUCAAGGGAUGAAAAUUUGAUCUUAACUGGCCCAGUUCGAGGUCUGGUAUUACUUGAUUUCAUAUAUCUGGAGAUAGAUCUUAAAAUCAAGGUUGGCGAGGAGCCUCUCGGCGAGCAAAUCAGCAAGGGUUUGCUUAUGAUUGAUGGACGAGUUCUGCCUAGAGACGAAAAGGUUGCUGUUGCACAUCAAACUCUUGAGAGCUGGUUUAGUAUUGUGGACGUGAGGUAUGCAACUCUUCUUAAUGCUGUUGAGGGUACGUUCGAGAUCAAGUUACUUGAGGGACGAUUCUGUGGAAAGAUCAUGGCUGGCAUCGAGGGCAUUCAACCUAGGAUUGUGAUUUAUAAUAGCAAGGAAGACGGUGUGGUGUCUUGUGAAGGACGUACAGAUAUCACACUCCGGCGGCGAGUCAUGACCCUCCGUCUGAAUGGUAUGCUCACAGUUGGCUUUGCAGUCUGUGGUGGUUGUGGUGCUGCUACUAGAAAACAGAAAGUUGAAUUCACACCACAGCACCGUGGUGAAGAGAAAAAUGAGAUUUCUUGUGGUACUGCCAAGCUUCAAGUGAAGGUCUUCUGGUCCUUGAUGGACUAUAGGCCGUAAUCCUGUAGCAACAUGACAAGCUAAGUUGUGGUGUUAUCAUGCUUCAAAUGUCCAGGUACACCUACGGCCUACAUCGAGAUAUCUCCCAGACCACCCGGGUCCAAUGUCCAGGAGAAGAGAGCAUCAACAUUUUGCAAUAGCAGCAUCACACAGGACAUUCAAGGACAUCUAACCAACUCAGGAAGAUGAAAAUAAAGGAAGCUCAUGUGUGUGGCUGUGCGUAUUGUACAAGUUACUGUGCGCAUUCUAGCUAGCUGGUGUGUCGAUCGAAACGAGUUGCUAUAUACAGGUUGCCACGCGCGGCGCAGUUGCUUCUUCCCUGCAGCCCUGGGUUUGUGGGUUCCAAGUCCUACUCUAGUCGGAAGGCUCAUGUGUGAGUCCAGUAUACUCCAGUUACAAUG
Messenger RNA from Triticum aestivum (bread wheat), 1458 nucleotides. RefSeq lists its product as uncharacterized. The transcript is spliced from 3 exons. Bases 41 to 1057 code for a protein of 338 amino acids. Lineage: Eukaryota; Viridiplantae; Streptophyta; Magnoliopsida; Poales; Poaceae. The record is from RefSeq and is a predicted model, not a curated record.